AUGAAUUUCCAAUAUGUUCCCCCUUUUGAGCUCACUUUCAAGCAAACACUAUCUUUUCACUUACCAUAAUAUUUUUCGCAGUUGAAACAACUUUCAUAGAUGCAUAUUAACCUAACCAGAUUGAUAUAAUAAUCACACUUAAAUUGUUAUUUUUUACAUCCGAACAUCUGUUUGAAACGUUAUUACUGCGGCGUGAAAUAUUAGUGAGUAAUAUUAACUUUAACUGACUCAAAUGGACUUUGACUGGACGGAGGAGGAUAGACUGGGAAUGAGUCUGCAGCCUGGCUCCGUUUCCAUUGAGAAGGACAGUCAGAACCUCCUCGGCAUCAGCAUAGGGGGAGGGGCACCACUAUGUCCAUGUUUAUACAUUGUACAGGUGUUCGACAACACUCCAGCGGCCAAAAGUGGAGUGCUGGAAGCAGGGGAUGAGUUGAUGGCUGUCAACUCCACUUCUGUCAAAGGGAAGACCAAAGUGGAAGUGGCCAGAAUGAUCCAGAAUGUGAGGAAUGAAGUGACCAUCGGAUACAACAAACUGUCCUGCGAAGCCAGUCAAGGUAAGUCGUUCGACAUAGUGCUGAAGAAGAUGAAGCACAAGAUGGUGGAGAACAUGAGCUCAUCCACUGCAGAUGCUCUGGGACUCAGCAGGGCCAUACUAUGCAAUGAUGGACUCAUUAAGAAGAUGCAGGAGAUGGAGAAGAUAGCGGCCAUAUACAGAGGAAUGAUGAACAACACUCGUGGUCUGUUGUGGGGGUAUUUGAGGAUGGCCCAGGCUCACCGACUGAUGGGGGAGGUGUUCUCCCAGGUGGGGGCCAAGGAGCCCCAGUUCAGUGCCAGUGAGGGAUUCCGCAAGUACGGAGAAGCACACAGAAGCAUGGAGAAGUUUGGGGUGAAGUUGGUGCGAACAGUGAAGCCAAUGGUGAGUGACCUUGACACGUAUCUGAACAAGGCCAUCCCAGACACCAAACACACCAUCAGGAAGUACGCUGACGUCAAGUUCGAAUAUCUCUCCUUCUGCCUCAAGGCGUGA
Molecule: messenger RNA, 1027 nt
Organism: Symsagittifera roscoffensis
Lineage: Eukaryota; Metazoa; Xenacoelomorpha; Acoela; Convolutidae
Product: PRKCA-binding protein-like
Exons: 7
Coding region: 233-1027 (264 amino acids)
Biological process (GO): dendritic spine maintenance; positive regulation of receptor internalization; intracellular protein transport
Cellular component (GO): trans-Golgi network membrane; postsynaptic early endosome; postsynaptic density
Molecular function (GO): phospholipid binding; protein domain specific binding; protein kinase C binding
Source: RefSeq, a predicted model, not a curated record